Chrysochloris asiatica (Cape golden mole) is the source of this 429-nucleotide messenger RNA. Its product is annotated as hemoglobin subunit alpha-like. Lineage: Eukaryota; Metazoa; Chordata; Mammalia; Afrosoricida; Chrysochloridae. The record is from RefSeq and is a predicted model, not a curated record. The transcript is spliced from 3 exons. The coding region runs from base 1 to 429 and encodes 142 amino acids. Gene Ontology annotation, cellular component: haptoglobin-hemoglobin complex; hemoglobin complex; blood microparticle. Gene Ontology annotation, molecular function: organic acid binding; iron ion binding; haptoglobin binding. Gene Ontology annotation, biological process: hydrogen peroxide catabolic process; oxygen transport.
AUGGUGCUGUCUGCCGCUGAUAAGGCCAAUGUGAAGGCCGUCUGGGAAAAGGCCGGCGGCGAUGUGGCGAAAUUUGGGGGCGAGGCCCUGAACAGGACCUUCCUCUCUUUCCCCACCACCAAGACCUACUUCUCUCACAUGGACCUGACCCCAGGUUCCGGUGAUAUCAUGGGCCACGGCAAGAAGGUGGCAGAUGCGCUGACCGUUGCUGUUGGUCACCUGGAUGACCUGCCCGGCGCCCUGUCCAAGCUGAGUGACCUGCACGCAUACAAGCUGAGGGUGGACCCCGUCAACUUCAAGCUCCUGAGCCACUGCCUUCUGGUGACUCUGGCCAGUCACCUCCCCGGUGACUUCAGUCCUCCGGUCCACGCCUCCAUGGACAAGUUCCUCAGCACCGUGAGCACCGUGCUGACCUCCAAAUAUCGUUAA